AUGUUGGUUCUAUUUGAGACAGCGGCUGGAUAUGCAAUCUUCAAAGUCCUCGAUGAAUCCAAAUUGCAACAAGUGGACAGUUUGCAUAAAGAAUUUGAAACUCCUGAAAAGGCAAAUAAAGUUCUUAAGUUAAAGCAUUUUGAGAAGUUUCAAGAUACCACUGAGGCCUUGGCUGCUGCCACUGCCCUUGUUGAGGGUAAAGUUGGAAAAAAUUUAAAGAAGGUACUCAAAAAAAUUGUUGCGAAGGAGGCUCAUGAGCAGCUGGCUAUUUGCGAUGCCAAACUUGGAGGUGUUAUAAAAGAAAAAUUGGACAUCAGCUGCGUCUACAGCCCGGCAGUGGCAGAGCUCAUGAGGUGCAUUCGAAGUCAGAUGGAGGGUCUUAUAACUGGUCUUCCUGCUCGAGAUCUCAGUGCUAUGUCCCUUGGUUUAGCUCACAGUUUAUCCCGAUACAAGUUGAAGUUCAGUCCUGAUAAGGUGGAUACCAUGAUUGUUCAAGCGAUCUCUCUCUUGGAUGAUUUGGAUAAAGAACUUAACAACUACAUCAUGCGCUGCAGAGAGUGGUAUGGCUGGCACUUUCCCGAGCUGGGGAAAAUUGUCACAGACAACUUGGCCUACUGCAAAGCAGUCAGAAAAAUAGGUGAUCGAACAAAUGUGGCUGGCAGCGAUCUGUCUGACCUGUUGCCAGAGGAAAUUGAAGCUGAAGUUAAACUGGCUGCAGAAAUCUCAAUGGGAACAGAAGUAUCGGAACAGGACAUUGCCAACAUCAGUCAUCUUUGUGAUCAGGUUAUUGAGAUUACAGAAUACAGAGUGCAGCUCUACGACUACCUUAAAAACAGGAUGAUGGCUAUUGCCCCUAAUUUGACAGUCAUGGUGGGAGAGCUGGUUGGUGCAAGACUAAUUUCUCAUGCCGGUUCUCUCCUGAAUUUGGCAAAGCACCCUGCCUCCACUGUGCAGAUCCUGGGAGCAGAGAAAGCUUUAUUUAGAGCCCUAAAAACUCGCAAAGACACACCCAAAUAUGGUCUCAUCUAUCAUGCAUCCCUUGUCGGCCAGACCACUGCAAAGAACAAGGGCAAGAUAUCCAGAAUGCUAGCCGCCAAAACAUCCCUGGCUAUCCGGUAUGAUGCGCUGGGAGAAGACACCAAUGCUGAAAUGGGUGUGGAGAACAGGGCAAAGUUGGAGGCUCGUCUUCGUCAGUUAGAAGAAAGAGGAAUCAGAAGAAUUAGCGGUACUGGAAAGGCAAUGGCCAAAGCAGACAAAUACACUCAUAAAAGUGAAGUUAAAGUGUAUGAUCCAUCUGGUGAUUCCACGAUCCCCUCUACAUCAAAAAAGAGAAAGAUAGAAGAGGUAGAGGAGCCUGAAGCAGCUGAGCCCACGACACCAGCGUUCAAAGCAAAGAAGCCCAAGAAGGAGCCUGUAACACAAGAAGAGGAAAUUGAAACUGCUGAAGCUUCUGAGGAGACUCCCAAGAAGAAGAAAAAGAAGAAGAAAGACAAGAAAUCAGAGGAGCCUGCUGAGGAGGAAAUGAAGGAGGAAGAGAUGGAAUUGCCAGUAGAGUCCUCAGAGAAAAAGAAAAAGAAGAAGAAAAAGAAAGUAAAGGAGGAAGAAGCGGAUGACGAGUGA
Knipowitschia caucasica is the source of this 1620-nucleotide messenger RNA. The record is from the annotation of a GenBank genome assembly. NCBI's taxonomy places the organism in Eukaryota, Metazoa, Chordata, Actinopteri, Gobiiformes, Gobiidae.